UGCCGAGUCAAUUCGAGUUUGAAAUAUCGUUUGAUUGAAACAGACAGAGAGAAGAGACAUUUCGUGAAUUCGUAGUAAAGAAACUCGGAAACGACGGAAUCGUUGUUAACCCCGUCCCUAGAUAAAGAAGGGACAGGCAUCGUCUCGUAUUCGUUCCGAUCUACGUUUAGUGUCGCUGUGUCCUACAACGGUUCUCUCACGCCACCCUCUUUGCCACCGUAUUCGCGAACUACUCGGUCUCCUGUCGCUCUCCAUUUGCCCCUCUUUUGCUAACCUAUCUCUCCCUUUCUCUUUUCUCUAUCUCUUUCUUUCUAUCUUUCUCUCUCUCUCUCUCUCUAUCUCUCUCGGUCUUUAAACGCAACAUCGAAUACGAAAGAAACGGAGAAAUUAAAGCGUUCGCACGAAGAAGUAGCCUGUUAAGAUAACAGACUGUUUUCGAUCGCUUCUCUGACGGAUAUUAUUCACGUUGUUUUCUACGUGGAAAGAAUACCGUUCCUGGAUUGUACAUAUAACGAAAGAUCGAACAAUUAAAACUGGAUAAUCGUGUCACGUAACGAGUUAGCUAGCCCGAAUUUGGAUCAAUGAUCUAAUGUUGUACGGAGAAGCUCGGAUCCUGCGCAUUCGGCGAUAGGACAUAGCCCUACUGCUUUUCAGGAAAAGGGUCGUGCAAAUCCUGCGCAAUACUUAACGCCAACACUGUCCGCAUGAAAUUGCGGUGUGACGACGCGGUGACCUUUUCAUAAAAUCUCUUCGAAAUUUUGUUGCCUCGCAAUGAGUACCACGGAUCCUACUGGAGAGGGCGGAGGGGGAGGGGCAACGACUACGAUAUCACCAAACAUUGAACAAAAUGUAUCUCCGAUUAUACCGGUGACCGGUAGUGCGGUGCAACCUGGCUCUCAACAACAGCAUCCACCACCGUCACCACUAAGUGGUUGUUACCUUCUCGUUGUGCUUCCAGAGCCUCAUACCACGCAGCAUAAAGAUCUCAUCUUAAAUCGUCUUGCAAAAGGUUUCUUGUCGUGGGACAAAGAUAGCUGUCACGUAGAUUUAGAAAAAGAAUUACUGGCGUUGGUGGCGCAAGCUCCGGAAGGGGAAGAAGCAAGAAAUGGCGAACGACUGAUCCAAUACGCUACCGAGAACCUCGUUACCGAAGUUCUGAUUCACCCGCAAACGAAUACACUGUUACAAUGUAUCCGUAACCUUCUCGCAAGCUUUACAAAACACCGACACAUUAUACAUGGUGGCUAUACCUUCAGUGGAAAUGGUUCCUGGAUACUGCAAGAUGGGACCUUUAGCCUUGCCGAUUUCCUGGAUGCGUUCAGUGAACACGAAGUGCAAAGAGUUCUUCGUGCGUAUGAAAACAGUGUCACGGUAGACAUUCAUUGCGCGAGUGUCGGCGAUUGGACAACAAAUAGACUUUCCAAAGAAGCUUGUACCAGACCUUGCCGAGUAAGAGUAAAUCCCGAUGACGUUCUCACCGCUGGAUUACCAGCCAUCGCGAGUUUCACGAAUUACAUUGGACAAUAUCUGGUUGCCCAGACACUGGACCAACUUAUGGAACCAUCCGAUGUCGUAGGCAACAUAAGAUUUAGUCACCCAACAUUGUAUGUCUUCCCUGGCGGUCAAGGUGAUGCCGCGCUCUUCGGCAUAAAUGGUUUUAACAUGUUGGUGGACGGUGGUUUCGCCAGAAAGGCCUGUUUUUGGGACUUUACCAGACACUUGGACCGCCUCGAUGCGGUCUUAGUUACUAGAAUAAAUAAUAGUAAUGUUGGAGGCAUGUCCAGUGUGCUCCGCAAGAAGAAAGAAAUGCACGUCUAUCCUCAAAUCGGACAUUUCUUCUGCAACCUAAUCGAGAGAAGACAAUCCAAUUCACCGGACGGGGACAAAGAUAUCGAUCCUCUGAUACUAAAUCUCACCGAUAUUGGCCAAGAGAUGGUUGUCAAUCUGCGUCACAUCAGCCUGCGAGCGCAUCCGUGCUACAGAGACCCAGACCCGAUCAAUCUCUAUCAUAAAGUAGGUCACGGCACGUUGGACAUGUACGUGUUAAGCCCCAGCAAGGAUAGUCGCGAAGUUAAAGAAUUUCUGGCCAGAUGGCACGCCGCCGAUUCGAAACUUUUCGCCGGUGGUCACAAGAAAGACUCGAACAAUUUAACCUUCCCGAUCCAGAAUUUGGUCUCGAUAUGCGCGUUAUUAGUCUGGCAACCCGCAAACCCCGAAGACACCAUCACGAGAAUACUGUUCCCUGGAAGUACGCCUCAACAGAAGAUCUUCGAAGGUUUCGAACGAUUGAAACACCUGGAGUUCUUAAAGCAUCCUGUUUGCUCUGCAAAGAGCCUUUCGCCGUCUGCGUCCUUAGCUACCUUGCGAGACAAACCCACGAAACAGAAAUUGGGCCUGAUUAGUGAAAAAGAAGCUUCGAAGAAGUUAGAGGCGAAGAAAGAGAAGAAAGAAUCGCCUGAAAUAAAAAUGAAAGCUACGGACGAAUUACCUGCGAAGACGCAAGCGACAUCAAUUAUUCCUACGAAACCUGUUAAAGCUGAAACGAAGCCUAAGAAAAUAAUGGAGAACAAGAAGAUAGAGGUGGAGAAGGAGAGUAAAAAGAUAGAAAAGGAAGCGAAGGAAGCGAAGAAGGAGAUUGUAAAGAAGGAUGUUGGCAAGGAGAAGCCAGAAAAGAUAGAAGAGAAAUUAGAGAAACGCGAAGAGGACGUGCAGAAGAAGAUCGAGCCUCCGAAAGAAACAGAAAAGAUAACUCCACCGACGAAGGAAUCAAAACCGAAAGAGGUAGCCAAAAAGAAAGAGUCGAAAGAACCAAAGGGCGUCAAACCUGGAAAAAUCGAAACAAAGGCAAAGGUAACUGAUAAAAAAGUGAAACAGUCUCCCGUAGAAAAGAAGGACGCUGGAAUGAUAGUAAAAUCUUCUCCAACGACCCCAAAGAAAACUAUAAACGGAGUUGCCACAAAGACAGAGAUAUCGAAAGUGACUAAAGCAAAAACCCAGAAGACAGCAGCUGCACCACCAGCGAAAAGCACCAAGGAUGCAAAUAAUAGAAAAGUACUUGAACAGAAGAACAUCGAAUCGGCUAUAACCACUGGCAUGGUCAAAGUACCAGCCAAACCAAAACCGAUGGACAGAAAACCGCUCAGUCGUCGACCAAAACCAGUUAGUCCGAGUAAAGUUCGAGUAUCUGGUAGUCCAGCGAAGUCGACUCGUAGCACUCCGACAACCUCUGUUAAGUCCGACAAAGAUGGUGUCGUUCGCAAAGCGAAGAGCGACAAAGGUACUGCCGAUUCUUCGACCGUAUCCACGCCAUCUGGAAUCGAAGCUGAAACAGGAGUUAGACUCGCAGAGAAGAGUCUAAUGGAACAAUCGGAAGAUAUUUCUUUGGAUUCCAUCGAAAGCAAAGUGCUGGCUGAUCUGAAGGAAGAAAGAGAAGUAGUCGAAGAGAUCGAAGCAGUGCUUAAGAAAGCAGAUCUUAUCGAAGAAACACGAAAAGAUGAUCGUUCCGAAGGAGAUGACGAAAUCACGGCAGAACUUACUGAUAAGAAAGAAGAAGAUAUCACAGACGAUGACAUAAUCGAAGGUGACAUGGAAGAUGCACUUAAGAGAGAACUCAUCGAUGAGUAUUUGAUCGUUGAAAAAGAGGAAGAUUAUAUAGAAGACUCUACUCAGAGCGGCGAAGGCGAGCAAAAGCAUAUUUUGGACGAGGCUGAAUCCGAGAAGGUGAAGAUGCUAAAGGAUAUAGAGCAGGUGAAGGAAAAAGGUGCCGAGGAAGAAGUGGAGGAGAAAGAGAAGGACGAGAGCGUAGAGAAGCGUGAAAAACCAUUGGAAGAGAAGGAGAAGAUAUUGAAAGCUGAAGAAGAGAAACCUGAGCCAAUUGAUUUGUCACCGGAUCGUAGGGAGCGAUUGGAAGAGGAGGCUAAAGAAAUAAUUGCUCCCGCAGCAGAAACGAUCCAACAAAAACCAGAAGAGAAAGAUGAUUCCGGUAAGAAGGAUAGCGAGGACAUUACCAAAGAACCUUCGAGUUUGAGCCCUGAUAAAUUGGACUCUUCCGAGAAGAAAACCACUGACACUGAUUUGAAACCCGAAGCUGACCAAAAGGAACAAAUACCAGAAAAAUUAGAAGAAUCGCAAGAACGAAUUUCGACUUUGGAAUCUGGCGCUACAACCACAGCGCCGACGCUUCCAGAGGAUGAGCGUAUACCUCUGGACGAAAUCAAAGAAGAUAUCGACGAGAAACACAUUAUCGAGGAAGUGAAAGAGAAGGAUGUGGUACAGAAAGUUAAAGAAGAGGUCGUUGUUUCGCGAACCGUACCUCCAACGGUAACUACAAAACCAGACGUUCAGGUGUUUGAUGUCCGUCAGGCUGUACAGUGUCUUCAACGCGACAUUGUAAAAACACCGGACGAAGUCGCUGAUUUGCCAGUCCACGAAGAGGUAGAUCCUAAAUUGUACAGAAUGGAAGACUUCGAGAAGGACAAAGAGGAAAAACCAGCAUUGGUACAACCGCCACAACCACAGCAAGAACCAGAGCCUCAGCCACAAGUAUCGGCACCGGUACCAACGCAAGAAGUCAAAGAACCACCUACGCCACCUGUCAAGGAACAAAAAGGAGUGUUCAGUUUCUUCGGCAAAGUUGCUGAUAAGUUUGAAAAGGGCAUCGAUAAACUAACGAAGAAAUCAAAGAAGGAACAAGAGAAGGAUGUCGAUGAAAAGUCUUCGUCGAAGUCCAGUUCUCCGAAAGAGGCAAAGGUACAAGAGAAGACUGUGCUGGAAGAAGUCGAUGUUGAGAAAAUAUUCCUGAAAGUUGGUAAACCUAGUGAGAAAGUCCAGGAAGCAGUUGCUGAAGUGGAACCGAAGGUACAAGAGAGGGCUGCUUCGAUCACGGAAGAAACUAUCGCGAUGGCUAAAGAAAAACUCGAGGGAGUGACUGUAACAGAACGUGACGUAACAGAACUGGAAAUUAAAGAGAAAGAAAUUAAACCUACCGAGGAAGAGGCUGUGAAAGAAGAAAGUAAAUCUCCAGUGUCGGUAGUAUCGAAACCCAUUGAAGAAGAAAAAAUUGAAUUGAAAAAAGAAAUAGCGAAACCAAGCGAAGUUCCGUCGAAAGAUGUCGAGGUCGCAGAAAAGAUGGAGAAGUCACCAGAGAUCGAGAUCAAAGCUAAGAAGGAAGAACAGCUUGCAGAAGAAGUCGAAGAAGAAGCAGAAGAAAUAAAAGCACUGUUGGAAGAAGCUUCGAAGAAAUUUAAAACAGUGAAGGACAGCUUGAGGGAUUCUUUGGAAUCGUUAGAAGAGAAGAUCGUCGAUGAAACGGCUGAUUUGACACGAGAGGUACCAUUAACGAAGGAUGUCGUUAAGGACACUCUGGAAGGUGUGGUGGAAAAGCUGGAAGCGAUUAAGCCACAUAUCGAAGGCACGUCUCCUGAAAGCAAAGAACCUGAAAAGGUGAAAUUCGAAAUACCAAAAGCGGAACAUUUGGAAGAAGAAAUACCUACGAAAGACGUUAAAGAAGCUGUUCUAGACGUUGGAGAGGUUCUUGCUGGAACAGCUGGUAUCGACAUCGAGGACAAAGUUAGAGAUGUUACCGAAAUCGUGCGUAAGGUUGCCGAGGUUCUGAAAGAAGAAGAUGUCUUCUCGGACAAAUUGUUGUUCGAAGAACCGAUCAAAAAGGCAGAAACUGUGUCACCACCUAAACCUGUGGCAGAAGCUGUGUCGCCACCUAAACCUGUGGCAGAAGCUGUGUCGCCACCUAAACCUGUGGCAGAAGCUGUAUCACCACCUAAACCUGUGGCAGAAGCUGUGUCACCACCUAAACCUGUUGCAGAAGCUGUGUCGCCACCUAAACCUGUGGCAGAAGCUGUGUCGCCACCUAAACCUGUUGCAGAAGCUGUGUCACCACCUAAACCUGUGGCAGAAGCUGUGUCGCCGCCUAAAGCUGUCGCGGAAACUAAGGUUCCUAUGAUACCCACGAAAGUUGGAAUUACCGAGGAAAUUUCUUUGUACCAGGAGGAAGCUGAAGAACUCGUUGCAGAGACAAAGGAAGAACCUUGUGUCCAAGUUGUCAAAGAAACAGAGCCAAUUAUAUCUCCGAAAGAAGAGAAAGAUGAGCGUGACGUUAAGGAAAUUUGCGAAGAAAUGAUGAAAGAUGUCAAAGAGAUUGCUCCCGAAGUUAAAGAUUCGUCUUUGAGGGUGGACGUACUGGAAGCCGGGGUGGAAGACGUUUGUGUGAAAGAAACUGUAAAAUCACCGAUCGAAAAAGAGGAGAAAGUUCAAACAGCUAUAGAAGAGCCUGUAAUAGGUUUCGAACAAAAGAUUUCUCCCGCCAAAGCGGAGAUUGUAAUGGUUUCUCCUGGCUCAACACCAACUUCACCGAAAUUUGUUACAGAUAAAAUGCAGGAAAGCAAAGUGGACUUGAGCAAACAAAUUGAGAUCUCGAUUAAAUUACCCGCUGAAAUAAAAGCUAUUGUCGAUAAGGUAGAUCGUAUUGUGGAAGAGAUUAUAGAAGAACUUGUGAUUAAGAAGAAGAAAAUCACUAUUGAGAUUAUAGAGUACAUUACAAUUGUUAAAGGUGUUCCAAAGGAACGUGUUAUCUAUAUUAUCGAAGAGAUUAUUAUAAGAAAGGGUCUUUCAAAGAAAGACGUUGUCGAUAACGUUGAUAUCUUAAAACUGGAAGAAUCUAUCACUCCGAAAUUGAAAAUGGAGCUUGAAGAGUAUAUUAUCAAUGAAUACAUAAAACGAGGAAAAUGCAUAACUAUCGAAAUCGUCGAAGAAAUUUCCAUCAAAAAGACUGUCCCGAAAGUGAUCAUAAUUCGUAUUAUCCAAGAAAUUAUCGUUAAAAAGUUAAUCGAUGUUAAAACUGAUGGUUUGUUUGAUUCCGAACUGGAACCGAUUGAUACUAAAGCAAAGAAAGAAGAAGCUGAGAAGAAAGAAGAAACGAAGGAGGAAGAGAUCGAAGCACCGUCGAAAUUAGACAAAGAGGAAGAAAAAUUAUCACCGAUCGAAAUUAUAUCGGUCGCGAAACCAGAAAUAAAAUCUCCUGUAGAAAAAGAGAUUUCGAAGGAAAAAGAGAUCUCAAAGGAGAAAGAGAUGAAAUCACCCAAAGAAGAACUCGUCGUGGAAGAAGAAUUCGUUUGUUUGUCAGCUGAAGAAGAAGAAGAAGAUUUUGCAACUUUCGUUAAAAAAUCGAAAGAGGUUCGUGGCUAUGAGGACACAAUACUUACAAAACCGGUAUCUCUAAAAGAAAUUAUCGACAAAAGACAGGAAAAAGACAUUGGCGACGACUUUGAGGCUGUCGAACAAGAAUAUAAAGUACGUGAUGUAACUGUUACUUCUUUGGAAGAUACAUCGCGUAUUAUUUCACCAAAAUCAGACGAAUCCCGCGAGCGGGAAUAUGCCGAAGAAGCUGUGGAAGACACCAUAAGUGAAGUUAUUGAAGCUGACGAAAAAUUCGUUCACGAGACAAAGGGAAAAGUAGGGAAGAUAGAAUUACCUGUCGCUGUAAAACCAGCUAAAGAGAAAGAAGAGGAAGUUAAAGUGACCGAAGUACCAGAAUCUCUUGAUACCAUAGAAAAGUAUCUAGACGAAGCUAAAGAGAAGAAGGAGCAGAAGACUAUAUCCCCUGAAGAACAAGUGGAUGUGAUUACAAUAGAAAAAGAAAGAAGGAAACGUUCAAUCGGUGAACUAGUGCUGGAAAAAGACGAAGUUAUUCAGAAAGAAUUAGAAAAGGUAGAAGAAAAAGAAUUUAAGCCAAUAGAAAAGAAAGAAGAAGUUAAACCAACAGAAAAAGAGGAAGAAGUAAAACCAAUUGAAAAGAAAGAAGAAGAAAAACCAAUUGAAAAGAAAGAAGUUAAACCAGUAGAAAAGGAAGAAGAAGUAAAACCAAUAGAAAAGAAAGAAGAAGUUAAACCAGUAGAAAAGGAAGAAGAAGUAAAACCAGUAGAAAAGAAAGAAGAGGUGAAACCAGUAGAAAAGAAGGAAGAAGUGAAACCAGUAGAGAAGGAGGAGGAAAUGAAACCAGUGGAAAAGAAAGAAGAGGUGAAACCAGUAGAAAAGAAGGAAGAAGUUAAACCAGUAGAAAAGGAAGAAGAAGUAAAACCAGUAGAAAAGAAAGAAGAGGUGAAACCAGUAGAAAAGAAGGAAGAAGUGAAACCAGUAGAAAAGAAGGAAGAAUUGAAACCAGUAGAGAAGGAGGAGGAAGUGAAACCAGUGGAAAAGAAAGAAGAGGCGAAACCAGUAGAAAAGAAGGAAGAAGUGAAACCAGUAGAGAAGGAAGAGGAAGUGAAACCAGUGGAAAAGAAAGAAGAGGUGAAACCAGUAGAAAAGAAGGAAGAAGUGAAACCAGUAGAGAAGGAGGAGGAAGUGAAACCAGUGGAAAAGAAAGAAGAGGCGAAACCAGUAGAAAAGAAGGAAGAAUUGAAACCAGUAGAGAAGGAAGAGGAAGUGAAACCAGUGGAAAAGAAAGAAGAGGCGAAACCAGUAGAAAAGAAGGAAGAAGUGAAACCAGUAGAGAAGGAGGAGGAAGUGAAACCAGUGGAAAAGAAAGAAGAGGUGAAACCAGUAGAAAAGAAGGAAGAAGUGAAACCAGUCGAGAAGGAGGAGGAAAUGAAACCAGUGGAAAAGAAAGAAGAGGUGAAACCAGUAGAAAAGAAGGAAGAAGUGAAACCAGUAGAGAAGGAGGAGGAAGUGAAACCAGUGGAAAAGAAAGAAGAGGUGAAACCAAUAGAAAAGAAGGAAGAAGUGAAACCAGUAGAGAAGAAGGAAGAAAUUAAACCAGUAGAGAAGGAAGAAGAAGCGAAGCCAGUGGAAAAGAAAGAAGAAGUAAAGCAAAUGGAAGAGAAAGAAGAAGUGAAACCAGUAGAAAAGAAAGAAGAAGUGAAACCAGUGGAAAAGAAAGAAGAAGUAAAACCAAUUGAACAGAAGGAAGAAGUGAAGCCAGUAGAAAAGAAAGAAGAAGUGAAACCAGUGGAAAAGAAAGAAGAAGUAAAACCAAUUGAACAGAAGGAAGAAGUGAAGCCAGUAGAAAAGAAAGAAGAAGUAAAACCAAUAGAAAAGAAAGAAGAAGAGAGACCGGUGGAAAAGUUGACCGAACCAAAGUCACCUGUUCAAAAGGAAAUCAUCGAUGAAAUCAAGCCUACCGAAAUUUCAUUAACAAAAGACGAGAAGCGAGAAGACAAAUUGGAGACAGUCAUCGACGUUUCCAAGAAAAUCCCGGAAUCGGAAGUUGUUGAUCGCGUAUCGAAGGAAGAACUUGUUGAGAAGAAACCGGAAAUACUUGAAGUGGAGCGUAAGAAGAGUAUUCAGGAAUUAGUUAAAAAAGAUGAAGAAGUAUCUCCCGAAGUAGAAAAGAUCGAAGAUGACAAGAAAAUAUCUCCCAAAGAAGAGAAGAUCGAAGACGACAAGAAAGUGGAGAUGGUAGCUAAAGAAGAUGAGAAAAUAUCUCCCAAAGCAGAAAAGAUCGAAGAUAUCACGAAAAUUGAGAAAGUUGUUCCUGAAGACUUAGCUAAGAAAGAUGAAGAAGUAUCUCCCAAAGUGGAAAAGAUCGAAGACGACAAGAAAAUGGAGAAGGUUUCUCCUGAAGAUUUAGUUAAAAAGGAUGAAAAAGUAUCUCCCAAAGUAGAAAAGAUCGAAGGUGACAAGAAAAUUGAGAAAGUUGUUCUUGAAGACUUAUCGUUGACUCAAAAAGAAGAGCCAUUCAAAGAGAUACCAGUUGCGGUUAAAGAAGAAAAGAAAGCCGAGAAAUUGCCCGAAGAUGAUGCUGCAGCUGUUCGAAGGAUGUUAGUUACAGCAAGCAGCGAAGAUGGCGGACAAGAAAUUGAAAUUUCCCCAACUGGUACUAUCGCACUCCAAAAAACUGUUACACCUGAUGAUUCUCUUAAAGAUGCAUCUGUCAAAUCAACAUCUGAUAAAGAUUCUUUGCUUCUAGAUAAGGACUCUCUGCACUCAGAAAUCAGUUCUCCAGAAAAAGACAGCAUUUCUGAUAAGUCACCAUCGAUCAAAGAUGUCGGAAAGGUAACUCCUGAAGACAGCUUGGAUAAAUCACCGAUUGACACUCGUGACUCACGUGAUCUCGAAGACAGCUUAGAGAAGGCGGUACCUAGUAAACCAAAAGAAGCGGACAGUAGCACUUCUCCAUCUCUGAUAGAAUCAGAAGUUCCAAAGUCUCCCAGUUUGCAACAACAAACAGAAAUUUUAGAGGAUAUGGCUAAAACCGUUCGUGAAAAAGUCGAAAAGAAAGAAUUAGAAACUAGGAAGAUUGAAACAAUCGAAUCAUCUGUUGAUAUAGCUACUAAAGUAGUGGAUACCGUCGCUGAGAAAAAAGAAUUAGAUGGAAAAAUGAUCAAAGAAGCUUUAGAGAAACCGACGCUGAUCCAAGAGAAAGUUGAAGUCGAUGAUGAAAUUCGUAAGAAAAGUCUCGACAUCGUUGCAUCGAAAUCACCGGAGUCGCUUCGAUCGGAAGAUGUUUCUCCGGCGGAAACUAUUUUUGCAAAAUCACCGGAAGAAUCGGCAAAGACUUCUGAUAUGAAAGAUAUAGAACCUCUAAAGUCAACUUUCGAAACGAUAGUUCCAGAAAGAAAGAUUGGAAUGCUGGAAAGUUUGAAAACAGAAGUAAUUAAAGAAGUUGCUCAAGUUGAUAGGAAAAUCGAGAUGCCUGUAAGCGAUGAAAAAGAAGAGAAGAAAGAACGUGUCGGUAUUUCACCUAAGAAAAGUCCUGAAGAGAGUCCUGAAAAGAGUCCUGAAAAGAGUCCUGAAAAGAGUCCUGAAAAGAGUCCUGAAAAGAGUCCAGAACUAAAAGAGAAACCAAUUGAUUUCGAAUCUAUCAAAGCAGAAAAGAUACAACCAAUCACAGACAUUAAGCCAGCAAUUAUUACUGACCAAGACAAGUUAGAAAAGAAAGAAGCAGACAAAAAAUCUCCUUCUCCGGCACCUAGCGAUAAAGGGGAUUUGCAGGAGGUACGCGAGGAUAAAAUGGAAGAAAAGACAAUUGUUUAUUUGACGAAGUUUGAAAAAUCUGAGAUCACUACCACAGAAGCAGAAAAGAAGAUAGAAGAACAAGUAGAUGUUUCUAAACGUCAGGCUGAAGAAUCCAAGAAAGUAAAAACACCUGAGGAACCUAGAACUCCAACUACAAGUCCUGUUCUUGAACAACCUUCGAAAGCGGACAUCGCAGAAAUCCCCAGUGAAAAACUAGUUUUAAGACAAGCUGACGAUAAACAAAAAUCACCAAUAGAAUCAAAGGCACCUUUGGAUAUAUCAAAGCGACCCAGUAUUCCUACUGAACCGCAUGAGUGGAAAGAGAUUGACGUAAAGGAAAUAGACAAAGCUAGGGCGUUAAGUAUAACGAGUGCUAUCGAAGAACGUGAGAUUAUUACAGAUCGUUUGAAAUCACCGAUUAGUCCUGCAGAGAAGCCAGAUUUGAAGGCUAUUGAUAAAAAAUCACCAACGGAAGAAACUAAAUUCCCUACAGAAGCAGAAGAAAAGAUCGACAAACUUAAGUACAAAUUCCCUCGUUAUUCAGAUUUAGAGGAUGCAGAGGCAGAAGAUGAGAAAUCUGCAUCUUCCAGUAUAACAAGUGUCUCAGGAGAAUCUAAGGACGCAUCAGAUGCGUCAAAGUCGUCCAGCAUUGUUGAUGAGGUAUGCGAUAUAAAGGAUAUUGUGGCAAGAGAUAUUGAGAAAUCAAAAUCUCCUAGUGUCACUAGCGUCACAAGUUUCUUGGCUGAACAAAAGGAACCAAUGGAUAAAUCCAAGUCACCUAGUAUUGCUGGAGAGAUUCCUGACUUGAAAGAAGUCGAAACAAAAGAUAUGGAGCAAUCUAGAUCACCUAGUAUAUCGAGUGUCUCAACUGAAGCAAAGGACGUGUCAGAUAAGUCGAAGUCUUCUAGUAUCGCUGGCGAGACACCUGACUUAAAGGACAUUGAAGCUAAAGAAAUUGAAAAAUCUAGAUCUCCCAGUGUAACAAGCGUCCCAGCUGAAGCAAAAGAUGUAUCGGAUAAGUCGAAGUCUCCUAGUAUCGCUGGCGAGACACCUGACUUAAAGGACAUUGAAGCUAAAGAAAUUGAAAAAUCUAGAUCUCCCAGUGUAACAAGUAUCCUUUCUGAAGGAAAGGGCGUAUCGGAGAAGUCGAAAUCUCCUAGUAUCGCUGGCGAGACACCUGACUUAAAGGAUCUUGAAGCUAAAGAAAUUGAAAAAUCUAGAUCUCCUAGUAUAACAAGUGUCCCAUCCGAAGCAAAGGACGUACUGGAUAAGUCGAAAUCUCCCAGUAUCGCUGGCGAGACACCUGACUUAAAGGAUAUUGAAGCUAAAGAAAUUGAAAAAUCUAGAUCUCCUAGUAUAACAAGUGUCCCAUCCGAAGCAAAGGACGUACUGGAUAAGUCGAAAUCUCCCAGUAUCGCUGGCGAGACACCUGACUUAAAGGAUCUUGAAGCUAAAGAAAUUGAAAAAUCUAGAUCUCCUAGUAUAACGAGUGUCCCAUCCGAAGCAAAGGACGUACCGGAUAAGUCGAAAUCUCCUAGUAUCGCUGGUGAGACACCUGACUUAAAGGAGAUUGAAGCUAAAGAAAUAGAGAAGUCUAGGUCUCCCAGUGUAACGAGUGCCCCUUCCGAAGCAAAGGACGUACCGGAUAAGUCGAAAUCUCCUAGUAUCGCUGGUGAGACACCUGACUUAAAGGAGAUUGAAGCUAAAGAAAUAGAGAAGUCUAGGUCUCCCAGUGUAACGAGUGUCCCAUCCGAAGCAAAGGACGUACCGGAUAAGUCGAAAUCUCCUAGUAUCGCUGGUGAGACACCUGACUUAAAGGAGAUUGAAGCUAAAGAAAUAGAGAAGUCUAGGUCUCCCAGUGUAACGAGUGUCCCAUCCGAAGCAAAGGACGUACUGGAUAAGUCGAAAUCUCCUAGUAUCGCUGGUGAGACACCUGACUUAAAGGAGAUUGAAGCUAAAGAAAUAGAGAAGUCUAGGUCUCCCAGUGUAACGAGUGUCCCAUCCGAAGCAAAGGACGUACUGGAUAAGUCGAAAUCUCCUAGUAUCGCUGGUGAGACACCUGACUUAAAGGAGAUUGAAGCUAAAGAAAUAGAGAAGUCUAGGUCUCCCAGUGUAACGAGUGUCCCAUCCGAAACAAAGGACGUACUGGAUAAGUCGAAAUCUCCUAGUAUCGCUGGUGAGACACCUGACUUAAAGGAGAUUGAAGCUAAAGAAAUAGAGAAGUCUAGGUCUCCCAGUGUAACGAGUGUCCCAUCCGAAGCAAAGGACGUACUGGAUAAGUCGAAAUCUCCUAGUAUCGCUGGUGAGACACCUGACUUAAAGGAGAUUGAAGCUAAAGAAAUAGAGAAGUCUAGGUCUCCCAGUGUAACGAGUGUCCCAUCCGAAGCAAAGGACGUACUGGAUAAGUCGAAAUCUCCUAGUAUCGCUGGCGAGACACCUGACUUAAAGGAUCUUGAAGCUAAAGAAAUUGAAAAAUCUAGGUCUCCUAGUGUAAUAAGCGUCCCAGCUGAAGCAAAAGAUGUAUCAGAUAAGUCAAAGUCUCCUAGUAUCACUGGGGAAACACCUGAUCUUAAAGACGUUGAAGCGAAAGGUGCUGAAAAAUCUAGAUCUCCGAGUAUACCAAGUGCUCCGGUAGAAAUUAAAGAUAUAUCAGAUAAAUCAAAGACACCAAGUAUCGUCAGUGAUACGUUAGAUCUAAAAGAACUCGAAACAAAAGAUAUUGAGAAAUCCAGAUCUCCUAGUGUGACAAGUAUUUCAACGGAACUGAAAGAUACGUCAAAGACUCCUAGCAUUACUGGUGAAACACCAGAUUUAAAGGAUAUCGAGAAGUCUAGAUCUUCCAGCAUAACAAGUAUUUCAGCGGAGCCUAAAGAAGUAUCAGAUAAGUCAAAGACUCCCAGCGUUGUUGGUGAAGCACCUGACUUAAAGGAUGUUGACAAAUCUAGGUCUCCUAGGCCUAGUGUAACUAGUGUCCUUACUGAGCCAAAAGAACCAGCUGAUAAAUCCAAGACUCCAAGCAUUGCAGGAGAUAUUGCCGAUCUAAAGGAAGUGGAUGAAAAAGAUUUUGACAAAUCCAGAUCUGCCAGCGUAGCAAGUAUUGCAAUUGAACCGAAGGAACUUUCAGAUAAGUCAAAGUCACCUAGUAUUGCUGGCGAAGCUAUUGAUUUGAAGGAAAUUGACGAAAAAGAUAUUGAGAAAUCUAGGUCUCCUAGUGUGAUAAGUGUCCCUACUGAGCGGAAAGAAACACCAGAUAAAUCCAAGUCACCCAGCAUUGCUGGUGAGAUUCCAGAAUUAAAAGACGUUUGCGUAAAAGAUGCUGAGAAGUCUAGAUCUCCUAGUGUAACAAGCAUUUCAGCCGAGCUGAGAGAACCAACUGAUAAAUCAAAGUCACCUAGCAUUGCUGGUGAGAAACCUGAUCUAGAGGAAAUUGAUGCAAAAAGUACUGAAAAAUCCAGGUCUCCUAGUGUUGCAAGUGUUGUAACUGAAACAAAGGAAACAUCCGAUAAAUCAAAAUCGCCUAGCAUUGCUGGGGAGGUUCCCGAUUUGAAAGAUAUUGAAGCAAAAGAUAUUGAGAAAUCUCGAUCUCCUAGCAUUACAAGUGUUCCAACUGAAGCGAAAGACGCAUCAGAUAAAUCAAAAUCUCCUAGUAUCGGUGGUGAAAUACCUGAUGUAAAGGACGCCGAUAUAAAAGAUACACAGAAAUCUAGAUCUCCGAGUAUAUCAGUUCCAUCAACGGAAUCGAAAGAAGCCACGGAUAAAUCAAAGUCACCCAGCAUUGCUGGAGAAGUACCUGACGUAAAGGAUAUUGAAAAAUCUAGAUCUCCCAGUAUAACCAGUAUUCCGGCUGAAGCAAAGGACAUUUUGGAUAAGUCAAAGUCGCCUAGUGUUGCUGGUGAAGUUCCCGACUUAAAAGAUGUCGUAAAAUCUAGAUCUCCCAGUAUACCAAGUGUUUCCGUUGAAUCAAAAGAAGUAUCAGAUAAGUCAAAAUCUCCCAGUGUUGCUGGUGAAGUUCCUGAUUUGAAAGAUGUUGAGAAAUCCAGAUCUCCCAGUAUACCAAGCGUUCCUGUGGAAUCCAAGGACGUAUCAGAUAAGUCAAAAUCUCCCAGUGUCAUUGGUGAAGUUCCUGAUUUGAAGGAUGUUGAGAAAUCUAGAUCUCCCAGUAUAACAAGCAUUCCUGUGGAAACAAAGGAUGUAUCAGAUAAGUCAAAAUCUCCCAGUGUUGCUGGCGAAGUUCCUGAUUUGAAAGAUGUUGAGAAAUCCAGAUCUCCCAGUAUACCAAGCAUUCCUGUGGAAUCAAAGGACGUAUCAGAUAAGUCAAAAUCUCCCAGUGUCGCUGGUGAAGUUCCUGAUUUGAAGGAUGUUGAGAAAUCCAGAUCUCCCAGUAUACCAAGUAUUCCUGUGGAAUCAAAGGACGUAUCAGAUAAGUCAAAAUCUCCCAGUGUCGCUGGUGAAGUUCCCGAUUUGAAGGAUGUUGAGAAAUCCAGAUCUCCCAGUAUACCAAGUAUUCCUGUGGAAUCAAAGGACGUAUCAGAUAAGUCAAAAUCUCCCAGUGUCGCUGGUGAAGUUCCCGAUUUGAAGGAUGUUGAGAAAUCCAGAUCUCCCAGUAUACCAAGUAUUCCUGUGGAAUCCAAGGACGUAUCAGAUAAAUCAAAAUCUCCCAGUGUUGCUGGCGAAGUUCCUGAUCUGAAAGAUAUGGAGAAAUCUAGAUCUCCUAGCAUAACAAGUGUUUCAGUGGAACUAAAAGAAACAGUAGAUAAAUCGAAAUCGCCCAGUAUUGCUGGCGAAACUAUUGAUUUGAAGGAUGUUGAGGCUAAAGAAAUUGAGAAAUCUAGGUCUCCCAGUGUGAUUAGUGUCACAGAUGAAUCGAAGGAUAAAUCCAGGUCUCCCAGCAUUGUUGCCGAGGCACUCGAUUUGAAGGAUGUUCCCACGAAAGAUGCUGAUAAAUCUAGGUCACCUAGUGUUCCGUUGGAAUAUAAAGAUAUAUCAGAAAAAUCGAAGACUCCCAGCGUUGCUGACGAAACAAGUGAUUUAAAGGAUGUUGACGCUAAAGUUACUGAUAAAUCCAGGUCACCUAGCGUAACAAGUGCCCCUGCGGAAGCAAAAGAUUUAACGGAUAAAUCAAAAUCCCCUAGCGUUGCCAGUGAUAUAUUAGAUUUGAAAGACGUUGCAGAUUCCGUGGACAAAUCUAAAUCCCCAAGUGUAACAGAUAUUUCAGUAGUAUUGAAGGAUGUACCAGAUAAGUCAAAGUCGCCUAGCAUUGCUGGUGAAUCACCUGACCUAAAGGAGGUUGAAACGAAAUCUAUUGACAAACCUGUAUCUCCAACUAUACCAAGUGCUCCAAAGGAAGCUAAAGAUGUUUCGGAUAAAUCAAAGUCACCCAGCAUUGCUGGCGAGGCACCUGAUGCGAAAGAAGUUGAAUUGGAAGAUAUCGUGAAAUCUAGAUCUCCGAGUAUACCAAGCGUUUCAGUGGAAUCUAAGGAUGUAGCGGGUAAAUCGGAUGUAUCCAAGUCGCCUAGCAUCGUUGGCGACACGCUUGAUUUCAAGGAUAUUGACGUGAAAGAUAAAUCCAGAUCUCCUAGCGUAACAAGUGUUUUAGGUGAACCAAAGGAAGCAGCGGACAAAUCCAAGUCUCCAAGCGUCGCUGGAGAAGUCCCCGAUAUAAAGGAUGUUGAAGCAAAAGAUACUGAGAAAUCCAGAUCUCCAAGUAUACCAAGCGCAACGGUGGACUCGAGAGAUGUAUCAGACAAGUCGAAGUCCCCAAGCAUCGCUGGCGACGUUUCCGAUGUAAAGGAAGUCGAAGCUAAAGACAUUGGAAAGUCCAGAUCACCCAGUAUAACAAGUGUCCUAUCAGAAUCUAAAGAUAAAUCAAAGACUCCUAGCAUUGCUAGCGAGACGCCUGAUUUGAAGGAAGUUGGUAUGAAAGAAACUGAGAAAUCCAGAUCUCCCAGUGUAACAAGUGUUCCAGGAGAAGCUAAAGAUUUGUCCGACAAAUCAAAGUCUCCGAGCAUCGCCGAUUUAGACGAAGGCGAUAAAAGAAAAGAAAUCGAUAGUAAAAAGUUAGAUGACGAAGAGAAACAGAUUGAUAUUCGGAGAUCAGUCGAAAAGGAUGGGGCAUUAAAGACGCCAGUUAAACUGGAAGAUUUUACGAAAAUAAGCGUUUCUGCGACAGAGGUAACUAAAGAUAAGUCGCUAUUCGUCGAUGAUAGCUAUAAAGUAUUACCUGAAAGUGUUGAAAUGGACCAAACGCAGGUCGAUCGAGAAAGUAUAAUGAAAAUAACGCCUGAGAAAGAAGCAAAUAUUAAAAAGUAUAUUUUAGAAGAAUAUAUAAAUAAGGGAAGGAAGAUCACAAUGAUCGUGAUAGAAGAAAUAAUUAGAACUUAUUCAGUCUCAGAGCUGAUAGUAAUGACUAUCAUAGAGACAAUUAUUACGACGAGGAAACUCAACAGAGAUUCAGUUUUAGAUAUACCCGAGCAAAAGAUGGAGAAGUCGGAUCAUUCGAUAAGUUCUAGCGUAAGUUCCGAACUGAUUGCUUCUGAUAAAUCUACUCAAGAUAGCCCUGUACGUUCUGAGCCACAUAUCGACGAAGAAGUUUCGAUCUCAGAAGAGAAGAGAAUCGAAAUUGAGAAACUUCUCGAAGAGGACUACAUUAAGCAAGGAAAGAAAAUCACCGAAGAAAUACUAGAAGAAAUUAUCGUCCGAUCAUCUUUACCUCGAUACAUUAUUCUAGAAAUAAUGGAGGAAUUAAUUCUGAAGAGAAAACUUACUCGAGAAUCCGUGAUCGACGUGGAGGUGUAUUAUCACGACGACGAGCCAGAUGACAGCUACGGCAAAGACGGCUACCGCUACGAAAAGUCUCUGGAGCUUAGAUACGAACCCGACCACGGAGAAGGGAAAAUGUCUUACGAAUACAAAACGGUGGGAUAUUCGGGACAACGCGAAGGCCAUAUGGAAACGUCGAUGACGGAUUAUUCGACAAGUUACGACAGCCAAUUCCACAAAGCGUUCGUCGGCGGAGUAACCGAGAUACGUACAACUCACAUAACGACGUUAUCAGGAAAAUCAACGCCAGACAUAACUCGUGACGGAACUCCAGAUUCGAUAUCCGAGCCUACAGCUUCCACCGUAGAGAAAGUAGAAGAUAAAUCUGCCGGUAAACCAACCGACCAUAUUUCGCCUGAUAAAGAUGUAGCUUCUACGAGUAUCGGUACUUCCACCACUAUCACCACUACAGUAACCCAGAAAUCAUCCGUUACGCACACCGUAGAAGCGAAACCUCAAAUAGUUACCGUACUGAAAGAAAGUAAAAUUGGUGAACUAGACGCGCAAGUGACUGGUAAAACGGAAGUAAUUAGAAAAGUAAUCGAAUCAGACGUAGACGCGAGUAAAUCUGUACCCUCGGCCAGGCUUGAGUUCGAGGAGUUGGAGAAACGAAUUAUCAGAGGUAAAGAAGAGAUGGAAGGAGAGCCAACCGAAGAAGAAAAGGAAGUUUCGCCAGAUGGUAAGGUGAUCGUGGUUAAAAGAAUCGUGACGCGAGAAGUGUCGGAUCAAGAAGAACCCGAAACGAUUCGUAAGGUAAUAAAGCGGGAGAUCAUCGAGCAGGAUGAUCCAGUGGUGAUUACGAAAGUCAUUAAGCGCGAGAUUAUCGUUCCCGAGGGUGAGAUGGGCGACACAGACGAUCUCGAAACGAUAAAAGAAAUCGUGAGCAAAGAAACUAUCCCAUCGACCGUCGAAACUGUGAGAACAGAAACGAAGAAAAUCGUGAUUACAGGAGGCGAGAAGCUGAGCGAAGAGAGUCUGACAUCGGACAUUCUGUCGGGUAUGCACGUCGACGUUAAAAAAGGAACAACGACUAUCAUAGAAACGGGUGGUAAAAUAUCGGAGAAGGAGAUCAGAGAGGCUAUCGAAAAAAUGACAACCGAAGCUAGUAAGCAGAGCGAAUUUUUAAGCGACGAAGGUACCAUAAUCAAAGAAACUACUAUUAGAACUACGAAGACCGAAGAGUCCACGGAAAGGAAGAAAGAAGAGAAGAAAGUCGAAGAGGCAGAAGGAAAAUCUGAAGUGAAAUUUGAAAAGGAAGAAACCAAGCAUACGCAGAUAGAUAAACGUUCGAUGCCUCCUCAAGUACGCGAUAUCGCUUCCGACGUUUCUUCUCUGUCAGGAAGGACUACACCGGACCGAAGAUCCGAAGGUAGAUCUUUAACUGGAACUCCGGAAGGAUUCAGAUCGGGAGAGGUGAUUAGAACCAUCAUCACCACGACUAAGACAGUGUCCGACGACGGUGAGAUAGUGACGACGACCCGAGAAGUCACGGAAACCACGAACGAAAAAGGAGAGACGGUGAUAUUGACGGAGAAAGUGGACGUGAAGGUAGACGAAUAUUUACCUAGCAAGGAUAUGACGGAAUCUUUGGGUCCCGACAGUUCUCUUCUGCGUUCCUUGCAAGAGAAAGACAAAGAGAAAACAUCUAGCGACUUUAUGAGCAGCGCGAUGAGCAGCAGCAUCUAUGGCGAGCUACCAUCUGAAAAAGAUAUAACGAGUGGCAGCAUGCAGAAGAUCGGCGAAUCUUCCACUCUGAGGGAUCAAGGUGAUUACACGUUCAAACGUUUCAUGGUGGAGAAAGAAUAUGCCGGUGAUUACAAGGAGAAAUCCGAUCCGAAGAAAUAUAUCGACGAGGCUGGACUUGACUUUGAGAAAGCUCUGUCGAUGGAACAAAAGGAAACUAAAGAAACUGAACCACAGGGUAGAAUUAUCUCAGCGAGAUACACCAACGGCAGCGUUCGUCGAGAAGCGUCAGAUUCUGAUGGUAAAUCGGACGAUCGUAAAGAGGAGGAUCCAAAGUCUGACACGAAGAAAGAUCCGUUGGAUGGUUGGGGAACUCCAUUGGGACUUCCUUCUCCCAUUCCACCGCACAAGUUUAACCUCAGAAAUACGAAUUCCGAUAACAAUAUGAGACUAAAUUUCGACGCUAUUAACGACUGGGGUGAGCCAUUGAGAUUACCUUCGCCAGCUCCCGUGACCAACGAAAUUUCUAACAAGGGUACACCCGGAACACCGAAGAAAGAGAAGAAACAAGCGAGAAAGGUUCUAUCAGAGAAUCUGAAGAACAAGAAACGCUCCGAGAGUCCGGGCAAGAACGAGAAGAAGUUGAAGGAUUCGAAGAAUAAAGUACAACCCGUCUACGUGGAUCUUACUUAUGUACCUCAUCAUGGAAACUCCUAUUACACAUCGUUGGAAUUCUUCAAGAGAGUUCGCGCGAGAUAUUACGUGUUCAGCGGUACCGAGCCAAGUCGCGAGGUCUAUGAUGCUUUGUUGGAAGCUAAGAGGACUUGGGAAGACAAAGAUCUCGAGGUAACUAUGAUCCCAACUUACGACACCGACACCCUGGGCUAUUGGGUAGCCGACAACGAAGAAGCUCUGGCCGCGAACCACAUUGACCUUUCACCUUCCGCAUCUCGAUGUACGAUUAACCUGCAGGACCACGAGACUAGUUGCAGUGCCUAUAGACUUGAAUUCUAGGGAUUGGCAGCCUGCUCAGCCGUAAUAGUUGAGUUCUGAGCGGUGUUCAGAGAGUGUACUUGAUCGCUUCAUUUCUGGACUUGCCGUUUCGCGAAUUCCUUACCGUGCCUACUAGCGGUUCAUAAAACUUUAGAAAAAUCUUAAGGAGAGGCUACAUCGAACGACUUGGACGUGGUCGUUCUACGAUCCGAAUUUCGUGCCUAAUCCCGUAUAAAUCAUAAAUACGCAGUUGUUCCUUGUUUUUAAAUGCACAGGUUUAUUGGAUCAACAACUAUAUUACCACGACCACCGAUAACAACAUAUAGCAGCAACAAUAACGACAACAAAAACAAUCACGACAACAAUAAGAAAAACAACAACACAACAACAACGAUAACGACAACAGCGAUGAGGACGAUAACAUUAACGAUGCUCCCUUCUUGCUCUCUCUAUAUAUUUUCUUUGCUUCCUUCACCUAUGAUACUUAGAUCGAGAAUACGAUAAAAAGAACGCAAUAUUCUCCUGAACACUCGACCGUGUACGAUCUUUGCUGGCGCGUGCAAAAUUUCGAUACAAAGCUGCGAAACGAUCACGUUAGAAGCUGUUGCGACAAACGAACCUGGCCUGUUCUCAGUUUUCUGGACGCUUACACUCGCAAAGUUUAAAGAACGCGUCCUUUGCCUCAUUAUCUUUUUAUAUACAUACCUAUUACUCGACACUGUUAUCGCUUAGAAAGCAUCACUGAAAGAGCCGUAGAAAGAUGAAGACACAUAGGAACAACGCAACACAGCCUAGCAAUAACACGGACAAGACGUACAAAGGUAAAUAGGAUGAAACAACGCGUACACAUAACGGGCAGAUAUUAAAGCAUCGACCACGUCGAUGAAGAAGAAAAAAGGAUUCUUUGUACAUUUUUUAUGGUCUUAAGUUCUCGACAAAAAUUAAUUCGAAUUGGAAUAUCCAAGGACGUUUCUUCGUCGAACUAACGAUCGAUCUCCUCGUCGUGAAUGUCUACUCGUGUACAGAGAUAAACGACUAUAUACGUCAGUCGGAAAGUACCACAGUGAAACGAUCCGAGUCGUGAAACAAAGUAUUUCCAAAGAUCCCUAAAGAAUAGAAGAUAUUGGCGCGGUCGCGAUCGAAUCGAACCAAACAACAGGAAAUGCGAUAUAGAAAAACGAUUGUCCAUAUCGUCGAUGUUCCAUUCCAAAUACCACUUAGGUCCGUUAUCUUCUAGCGGAGGUAGGUGAAUAAAAAUAAAGCAAAAUCUAAAAAGGAUUCCCUUCUCGAUAACGAAGAAAGUAGAAUAUCAGAAGCAAAACUGAGACGGCGAUAAAGUAAAAAAUCGUACAACAUCCAUCCAAUGGACAAAGUCCACGUUCGAUAAUCGUAUCGGAGUGAACAGCUCUGUUUUUCCACGUUUCGCCCGAGUUUUCGGCCACCUUAAGAACAGAGUUGCUCGUUCCUGUAAUAUAAAUCCGUUUAUAGAUAUUUUUUAGAGAUGAGAGUAUUUCAUUUGCCACGUAACAAAAUACCACUUUCUAGAGCGCGCACCGUUUAUGAAAUUAGACCAAACGAUAAUCGCGGUGUCGUAUCGACGUUGAAAACUGUACAAGGGGUUUACGAAUUCCAUUGAUUCGUUUCCAUUCUCUCCUCGUUGUAUCUCGCGAAAGAAACGCAAUGAUUCCGACGAUGUUUGCUUUCCAAGGGAAUUUCGAUGUCCCUAUUCCUUUUACGUGUGUCGAACCGAAGACCGUAAAAGAAAGCGUUCCAGAAAGUUGACAAACCGUUUAGUUCAUUUUGUACUUAUUUCAAGCAGAUCGACGAAACACGACAAACUGCACUCGUGCGGGAUGACGAUGGUGUGACAAUUGCCCGACACAUGGUAACGAUGACUAUACGUGGAACGAUUACAACGGUGAUCGUAAUGACAAUGACGAAAACACGCAUUGGUCACGAUAACGAUUCGACCAUGACGACGAUAGUGGUGACAACGAUGUGGACAACGCGAACGUAAACGAGAACGGUGACGAUUAUCGGUUAUCGACGAUAAUGAUGGUGAUGAUGGUGACGAUGGUGACGACAAUAACGAUUAGAACGGUGACAAUAACGACGAGACGAUGACAGAUAUAGUAAUGAUGAUGGCAAUGAUGAUGAUAAUCCUUGUAAGAGCGACUACAAAUCCGAAAGUAUAAGGACGAUGAUAUCUUUCACGCGGAUGAAAUAAAAUUCUGCUUAACGUAAGUAACGUAAAGCGAACGUGUUUUCAAGAAUUUGAAAUACGCGUGUGAUCGAGGUAAUUUUCAUAGAACGAACGUAGCCUUGUAGAUUAUGAGAACGCAUGCUCGUUAUGUUCUUAAUCGUUUCGUGAUAAACGAUAUAUAAGGAAAAAUUUAUUUUCUCAACGCAUAUAUAUACGUGAAAAUAACAGAUAAGUAUCGUUCGUUGAAAGAACGAAAGCGAUCUCAUCGACCUAUUAACAAAAUUACCGUCACAUUCGAUUUCGUGCAAGUUGACAGAUUCAAGUUUCAAAUAAUCGUAUUCACUGGCAUUGACCACGCAGAAUUUGAGAAGAAAAUUUCGAUGGAAAUGUCUCGAAUAACGAAAGACCGAAGGUAUAAAAACUGAGCAUAGCGAAAGGCCUAUAAUAUCGAUCGGUUUUCACACACGUUGUACGAAAACGAUCGUCUUACGAAUGUUACCAUGUUCGUGAAAG
Messenger RNA from Bombus pascuorum, 23179 nucleotides. Its product is annotated as microtubule-associated protein futsch-like. The transcript has 10 exons. Gene Ontology annotation, cellular component: dendrite; synapse; microtubule. Bases 772 to 20484 code for a protein of 6570 amino acids. Lineage: Eukaryota; Metazoa; Arthropoda; Insecta; Hymenoptera; Apidae. Gene Ontology annotation, biological process: axonogenesis; dendrite development; regulation of microtubule depolymerization. Gene Ontology annotation, molecular function: microtubule binding; actin binding. The record is from RefSeq and is a predicted model, not a curated record.